Messenger RNA from Cooperia oncophora, 453 nucleotides. The record is from the annotation of a GenBank genome assembly. Lineage: Eukaryota; Metazoa; Nematoda; Chromadorea; Rhabditida; Trichostrongylidae.
AUGUCGUGUGUUAUACGCUACUAUCAUUGCCUUCCUUUGCAGAAGAGAAAAGGCACCAAAAAAGGGCCGUCGAAAACUUCUCGAGAGAAAGUAGAAAAGAAGAAGGUGAAAGGAAAGGGAGAGCCAAAGACGAAAGAGAAAGAUCGCACUACUACAGUUUCAGUUGAAGAGAAGUCACUUGCUGCCACUCAAAACACUGAUGGAGAAGGCCAAAAGAAGGGGAGCUCUAAACACAGUCAGAAUUUAGAAGAAUCCAAAGAGAGAUUGAAAGGAUCCAAAGAAAAAACAGUAGAAGGUUCCAAGGAGAAAAAGAUCGAAGGUAGCAAGGAGAAAAAACAAACCAUUUUGCAAAAAAAAGAGCGGCAUGACAUGCAAGACACGGGCACCACGUCUGAUUGCUCUCGCGAGAGCCGGGUUUGCGAGAUUGGUGUCGUGGGCCGGUCGGACCCGUGA